Molecule: messenger RNA, 2910 nt
Organism: Ruditapes philippinarum (Manila clam)
Lineage: Eukaryota; Metazoa; Mollusca; Bivalvia; Venerida; Veneridae
Product: sodium-dependent glucose transporter 1A-like
Exons: 4
Coding region: 115-1695 (526 amino acids)
Biological process (GO): transmembrane transport
Source: RefSeq, a predicted model, not a curated record
GAUAAACGUGUAGAAUAAUAUUUCUGCAGAAAAAAUCAAGUAUUACACAAGGAAGAUAAGUAUGCGAUCAGUGAAUUAUAACAUUGAAAGAUUUUAAAACUUUGGAUACAUAAAAUGGUGGAAGUGAAAGAAAAUGUACGAGAUUCUCCCAGAAUGACAAAGAACGAAAAGAUUGUAAAGACCGUGUUUCUUGUUUUGGUCUGGGUUUGUUUGGGCUUGUAUUUAGAGAUAACCGGUCCAACCCUGAUUGAUCUGAAGAUUCGAACAGGGGCUGACUAUGAGGAAGUGGCUGUAGCUGUCUCCGGUCGGUCAGUCGGGUAUUUCAUUGGCUCGGCAAUAGGGGGAGUUCUUGUGGACCGUUUCCUUAGUUACUGUGAUCUAAUGAUUGGCAUUUGUCUAACUGGAGGUGCCAUUGCAACCGUGUUUGUCCCCUGGACUCCAGUCGUUGAGGUUCUAUGGUUUAUAAUAGUUCUUCAAGGGACUUUCGAAGGAGUUAUUAAUAUAGCUGGACAAAAGCUAAUACUUUUAUUAUGGGAGAAGAAAGCUGCAUCUCCCCUGCAUAUUCUUCACGGCGGAUUUGGCAUUGGAUCGUUCAUUAUUCCACUUAUAUCAAACCCAUUUUUGGCCGUACCUAUGCCUCCAGGGAACGUCACAAGUGUACCAAACUCAACAGUUGAUAUCUUAACCCUACCAGAACAGAACUCGUACAAUCUUACGUCAUCAACUUCGAUUAUUCCUGUAAAUAAAAGUUUCAACUUUGAAAAUGAGAAAAAAGUGAAUAGCAUUAUGUAUAUUAAAGAAUCUAGAAUAGAGUUCCCAUAUCUGAUUUCUGGUUUACUAACAUUGGCUUUAUCCACCGUGUUUUAUGUGUACCAAGCAAAGGGAUAUAAAUUCACAAGAACCGACCAAAAUAAGGGAUGUAAUGGCAACAGAAGUACGACCUUCGUGAAACGCUGCAAGACAUUGAUUAAUCCAGCGACAUGUGCAAGAGGCAGGCUUUUGUAUGGCAUAGAAAUAUUUGCUGUAUUGUUUAUCUAUUACUUCAAUAUCUUAGGCGGAGAACGUAUUUUAGGAAAAUUCAUUCGUGCGUAUUCAAUAGAACAGCUUGGGUUUUCUGUACGUGAUGGGAGCUAUAUAAAUACAACAUUUUGGAUAAGUUUUGCAAUAGGACGAAUAACUGGUUUUUUUACAGCAAGAUAUAUUCCUAUUAGAAUUCUGAUAUUAAUUGAAACAGGCGGUGUGUUUGUGUGUUCGGUUUUGUUGUGUAUUUUUGCUGGAGACAAUGCUACUGCACUAUGGGUUUUGGUACAACCACUAGCGUUGUUUCACGCGCCAUGUUUCCCAUCAGGAAUUGGGUGGGGAGAUUUUCAUGUAGAGAUGACAGGUUUGGCAAUAACGUUUGUAUUAUUGGGUGGAUCAAUUGGUGGGGUGGCAUAUCUGAAGCUCACUGGUUAUUUGUUUGAGACAUAUGGCGCACAUGCCUUCCUGUAUCAUGUUCUAGGAUAUGGGAUUGCUUGCUUUACCCUAGCAAUUCUUCUUGACAUUAUAGGCUCACAAUACGGCAGCAGAUUCGAGUCGAAAAAGAAAUCAGAAAAACAACUCGAUCAAGAAUUAGACGAUUUCACCGAAACUGUAGAAAACGUACAGGAAAAACAAUUACUCCAGGCAAGAUCUUGUGCUGACGAGGGAAUAUGACUGAUCAGAUUUACUUUUGAAGUGUUAUAUGAUACCAUUGUUAUACAUGACAGGUCAUAACCAUCUUUUAUUUACUCCUCCUAAUAUAGUAUUUUUCGUUGUUCAUCAGUUUCAAAAUUAAAAGCAUAGGCUAUAGUUCAUCAGGAAAUAAAUGUUGACAAACAGAUGCUUAUGGAUAGAGAUGAUCACAUUAAAUUGAUGUCAGGAGUUAAAUUUUAUCUGAAAUUUCGAAGGAGUGUGCACAUGUUAUAUAUAUAGAUAUCUGUUAUAUACGGAAUGAUACAAGUAGUAUGAACUAUUAAGAGUGUAUUCAGCUCACGGGAUGUCAGUACUUAUGCCAAAAAGAAGUGAAAUUAUAAAUUUCUUGAAUUUCCUUUUAUCCACGAAAAUAAUCUGUGAUUAUCAAAUUCUGGACACAACUUAAAGGUCUAUAUAAAUUUAUGUUUUAAUUAAACACAUGCUAUUUACAUUUAAUAAGCAUGAUUUAUAUACUUUACUAAACGACUAUGAUGUUUCAUUACUUAGAUCCAGUUUGUAACUUUAAAAAUAACUGUAAAAUGUUUAACCGCUUCAGGUGUCAGAUACUCCAGCAUCACAAUCAAACAGGUUUUUUUUUUUAAAAAUUAUUUCAUGAAGAGAAGUAAAAUAUAAAUUGAAAUUAUAUGUUAAGGAUAUGUUAUAACUGUUUUAUCGCAUGAUAAACAGAAUUGAGAAUUUUAAUAAGCAUAAUGUUUAUUAAAAUUCUCAUUCCUGUUUAUCAUGCGAUAAAACAGUUACAAUAUAUCGAACUCGACUAUUAUGUAGAAAUAUCAUGGCCUGGGCCGGCAUCUCGGGUUUUCCUUACAGACAAUGUUCUCGGCCAAUAUUCUGUAAAGAAAAACCUUCGAUGUCGCACCAGGUCAUGAUGUUUCCACAUAACAUUCUGGUCGCUAUAAGCCUAUAACUAUAACUUGUGCAAUCUUAAAGUGAUAAAUAUUUUUAUCAAUGUAAACAUUAUUAUAGAAACAUAUUAUAUGACACGGUAGCUUUACAAAGUUCAAUAUUUUUAGUUUGGCUUGUCCAAGUUACAUAUCCUUUAUUAGCGAAUUGUUUAUCGUAUGAGUACUAUCCGCUCUGCGUUAACAUGUUCACGUUCUCGGGCUUUUUGGUAUUUCUAAUGCUAGCAUAAGCUAGUAAGCCCUGUCAUUGUGGUGAUCAAAUACACUUAUGUUACUA